AUGUUGAUCUUCGGCAUGAGCGUCAACUGCGUUCCUUGGGUUUAUGUUCCCGAGAUCCUCCCCUUUAAAUCCCGCACUAGAGGAACAGCGAUAGGAAUCAGCUCCAACUGGCUGUGGAAUUUCACUGCCGUCAUGAUCACGCCAGUUAUCAUCAAUCGCCUGCAGUGGAAAGCGUAUCUCAUUUUCAUGGUUACGAACUUACUCUUCGUGCCCGCAUUCUAUUUCUUCUACCCAGAGACGAGUAACUUCAAGCUGGAGGACGUCGAUCUUAUCUCCUCUCAAGGCGGAAACCCUGUAUCUGUUGCGCGGCAGAUGACCAAGGACAUGAGGAGGAAUAACAUCAGCGUCAACAGCAACGGGACAAUCUCAGUUGAUACAGAGAAAUCGCAGACCAUGAUUGUGGAAAGCGCUUAG
Messenger RNA from Fusarium oxysporum Fo47, 414 nucleotides. RefSeq lists its product as uncharacterized. Gene Ontology annotation, biological process: transmembrane transport; carbohydrate transport. Gene Ontology annotation, cellular component: membrane. The transcript has a single exon. The record is from RefSeq and is a predicted model, not a curated record. Gene Ontology annotation, molecular function: carbohydrate:proton symporter activity. The coding region runs from base 1 to 414 and encodes 137 amino acids. NCBI's taxonomy places the organism in Eukaryota, Fungi, Ascomycota, Sordariomycetes, Hypocreales, Nectriaceae.